GACUGUGAUCAUGCGGAGUACAUCGGACAGACCAAGCGUCAGUUUGGUACACAUUUAAACGAGCAAAGAGUACCUUUGUAAGAGCACGCUUGCAAUUCAAUUCAAUUCAAUUCAAUUCUUUAUUUGUUCACACUGUACUCAAUAUUUAUACGCACAUAUUAUAUUAUAAAAGAAAACACGAAGUAAAAAAAGAAAAUAUACAGCCAAUGAAGAAAUAGGUUCAGAGGUGUGCGGUGUCCAAAGUAGCAGAGCUUUCGAGUUGGACACCGCCAUAAGCAAAUAAUUACGGCAUAAAGUUCUGAUUACUUUAGCUCUAUUGAGUUAUUAAAGUAUGGAAGAAAACAUUAAAAUAGUAGUAGCAGCAGUACCAGUAGCAAUAAUAGUGAUAAUAAUUUAACACAAUAUUAAUAAUAAUAGUAGUAAUAAAGAUGAUGAUAAUAAUAACAGUAAUAGUAAAUAAUAAUAAUAAUAAGACAACUCAAGCUAAUUUAAGGAACUAAUAAGUAAUACCACUUGUUUCACCAGAGUAUCUGGAAAAUCAGCUUCAAAUUUGAUUACUCAAAAGAUAAUACUUUUAUUCUCUCUUGAAAAUAUUAUUCUUUAAAUUUGAAGGUACAGAUUCCCAGAUCUUUGAUCUGGAGAAUUUAAAAGAAGACUUCCCAACAUUAGUUGAUACUCUUGGCCUAAAGAAAUUGAGAUUGUUGGCAAAUCUUGUAUUAUAUUUGUGGAUAUUAGAUACCGGAGUCAGGACAUUCGAGAAGACAUCUGGAAUGCUAUCAGUAUUAUUCCAUAUAUUGUGGGUAAAACAUGAUAUUUUAAGCGCAUAUAUACUCUCUAACUUGAGAAUUUCAAGAAGUUUGUAAUAAGGUCCCACACUCUCCCUUGAAUGUGCAAAGAAUAUACUCCGAAGACAUUUAUUCUGCUUAGUGCGGAUAUAAUUCAACCUGGAAUUGCUGGCACAGCCCCAGACCAUGAUGCCAUAGGACAGAUAAGAAUAUACCGGAGCAUAAUACAAUUGUUUCGUCAUAUGAAAAUCUAAGUAAUAUCUCAAUUUAGCAAGGAUUCCAAUAUUUUAAAAAAUUUUACUAUUUAUAUGGUUUAUCUGCUGUUCCCAAUUAAGGUGCUUAUCAAUAUAGACUCCUAAGUAUUUAAUGUAAUUUUUUUUUGUUCAAUGUUGUUUAUAUUAAUACUUGGAUUAGAUCUGGGUGAUGAUUCUGGGUGAUUAUACUUUAACCGCCGACCGGUUAGCUCAGUAGGUAGAGCACGGGACUAUCGUGCGGGAGGUCGUGGGUUCGAACCUCGGCCGGACCAACACUCAGGGUCUUUAAAUAACUGAGAAGAAAGUGCUGCCUUUGCAACGACAUCUGCAAAUGGUUAAACUGUCUAGUCUUCUCAGAUAAGGACGAUAAACCGUAGGUCCCGUCUCACAGCCCUUGUUCGUAAAAUGACCUCGUGGGACGUUAAAGAACCCACUGACACUGUUCCCGAAGAGUAGGGAACUUAGUCCCGGUUUUGUGGUCUGGCCUUCGUGUAUGUGGUGGGUGAGAUCAUAUAUGGACUGAUAGCGGCUGCCAGAGGCGCCCUUACAGGCUGACGUCUGAUCUCACCCUAGAGAAAGAGUUGUAAACCGCCAUGAACCGUAUGGGAUAUGUGCGGUAUAUAAAUCCAUUACCACUCACAUUACCAUUACUAGCAUAUAGUUAGUCUUUGCAAAGUUUAUAGAUAGCUUAUUUAAAGCACAAUACUUAUAGAUUAGUUUCAGUUCGUGAUUCAUAACAGAUUCAAGGUACUGCAAAUUGUCGCUAGAGAAAAACAAAUUAGUAUCGUCAGCGAAGCUCUACACAGAGAGUUUAUCAGUGCAAUUAGGUAAAUCAUUUUCCUAGAGCAGUCCAAGAGAUUGUAAUUUUACAAGAAGUGUGGCAUGAUUCAAGCUGUCAAAUGCUUUUGAUAGAUCUAAAAGUACCAUAAGCAUCAGUAUUUUUUUUAAUCCAUUGCCUCUAACGCUUUAUCAGUCAUAAGCACUUUCAGGGUUUAACAAGAGUGCAUAGCUUUGUUCCCGCUCUGAUGUUCUGUGAGACGGUUGUUUUUAUUCAUGUAAGAUGUCAGUUGGUUUAACGCAAUUCGCUCACUUUCGAUGCCGCUGGAAGCAACGAAACAGGACGGUUGUUGUUUUCGAUCUCAUGGUCACCGUCCUUAGGUAGAGGCACUACCUCUGAUGUUUUUCAGUCAGCUGGAAAAACAGAUGACAACAAGGAGCGGUUUACUACCAGUGUGAGAAUUGGUAGGAUACAAGGCAAGGCAUCCUUAAUGACCGACAUUGGGAAUCGAUCGAAAUCAAUCGUGUUGGUUUUGUUACUACAGGUAGCAGAUUAUUCGAACAGCCGAACCAACCAUACAAUUGCGUGGGAUAAUUCUAAAAUUAUCACCACAAAACGGCGGUAUCAUCUAAAUAUAUCACCACAUCAACGCCUUUGUUUGCAAGGGCGGCACAUCAACUCCGCCCUCGCUCCUUUGAACCGGGAUGAUGGCGGCCUUUUACUUAACAUCUACUUGCACCUUAUUAAAAGAAAACGACGUUAA
Molecule: messenger RNA, 2580 nt
Organism: Porites lobata
Lineage: Eukaryota; Metazoa; Cnidaria; Anthozoa; Scleractinia; Poritidae
Source: the annotation of a GenBank genome assembly